UGAAAUUUUCUCAUUAAAGCAGAACAAUCUCCCUUCUCAUUUCACUUGCAUAUUCUCCUAGAAAAUUCAGCUAUCCACAGCAGCAAUGGCCAUUUCAAAGAAGAAUACCAAAAGAAAGACUUCCAGUUCUAGUUCAUCACCUUCAAACCUCCACCCACCAUAUCUUCAGAUGAUAAGUGAAGCCAUUACGACAAUGAAGGAUCACGCUGGUUCGAGCCAACCUGCAAUAGCGAAAUUCAUCGAAGCGAAAUACUCUGCUAGUCUCCCAACAAAUUUCAAGAAAAUCCUCUCAGCCCAGUUGAAAGGGCUCGUGAAAUCAGGAAAGCUUGUCAAAGUGAAGAACUUGUACAAGAUCUCCCCUUCUGAGAAAGUGAAAAAGGCUGCAAAUUCAGUUGAAAACAAAACCCAGAUGAAGAAAUCAGUCAAGAACGUGACAGCAAAAACACCAGUCUUCCAAAUUCAAAGUGGCAGCUUUGCAUCAUCACAAUCAGAGUCUCCCAUUUCAGCAUCUCUGAAAUUGUCUUCAUUUAGUCUUAAUACAAAUGAAGAAAAUGUAGGUGGUGCUUCAACUAAACGAUCCAUUGGGCUGAAAAAAGCGAAGUUAAAAAGGAAAAAUGAUGAAGAAAGUCAAAAGUUUAUUGAAACCUUCAAUGAUGAAAAUCAACAACUCCUUGAAAUUCUCAAGAGUGGAUGCAAGGUUAGACAACAGUUUUUUGAAAUUAAAAUGCUAAGAACUCAAAAUGAGUUAAAAAAAUUGUCCUUAAUCGAAUAUAGAGAAGAAAAUAAAAUUUUACUGAAAGAUUUGAAUUCCAUAUCGAAUCCAAUUGUACGUGAUUUUCUUCAAAAUGAACAAAUAAGAAUUUUGCAAAAAAGAAGUCAACAAUAAAGUGAUGGAUUUUAAAAUACAUCUAGUUCUUUCGGUGAAUAUUUUAAUGUUCUUGGUGGAGUUGAAAAAGACAUUCCAGAUUACUAAAUUAUUGUUCUAGUUUAAUGUUGUAUUGUACUUUAAUUUAUGUUUCUUAAGAUAUUUAUGUUGUCUAAGU
This is a messenger RNA of Olea europaea var. sylvestris, 1043 nucleotides long. Its product is annotated as histone H1-like. Gene Ontology annotation, molecular function: double-stranded DNA binding; nucleosomal DNA binding. The transcript is spliced from 2 exons. Gene Ontology annotation, cellular component: nucleosome; nucleus. NCBI's taxonomy places the organism in Eukaryota, Viridiplantae, Streptophyta, Magnoliopsida, Lamiales, Oleaceae. Gene Ontology annotation, biological process: negative regulation of DNA recombination; nucleosome assembly; chromosome condensation. The record is from RefSeq and is a predicted model, not a curated record. The coding region runs from base 86 to 886 and encodes 266 amino acids.